Messenger RNA from Cheilinus undulatus (humphead wrasse), 3522 nucleotides. It is a transcript of the gene adck2, whose product is annotated as aarF domain containing kinase 2. Gene Ontology annotation, cellular component: mitochondrion. The record is from RefSeq and is a predicted model, not a curated record. The transcript has 8 exons. The coding region runs from base 416 to 2272 and encodes 618 amino acids. NCBI's taxonomy places the organism in Eukaryota, Metazoa, Chordata, Actinopteri, Labriformes, Labridae.
GCUGUCAUUCCAGUGUUUUCACGAUCUGUUUUCAAUGCCACCGGGUGAUGUUUUUUGGCACUUUGCUUAUCCCAGUUAAACCAUGAAGACUGCCAGUGGAAAGAGGAAAAUACAAGAAGAUUUCCUGUCACUGGAAACGAUGGUGAACGGUAUUGACGGUCGGUUACAGUAAUGACAUUCAUUCAUAGCAAAAUAAGUUACAAAAGAGAUUGUUUUUGUUGCAAGUUUAGUGUAGCAUUACUCAACUCUACCUCUUUUUAAAACAAGUCAGAUGUAAACAAGUUUAUGUACACAUGGAGGGAUUCUACCGAACUUUAGGAGUCAAGCUUCCCUAAUGAUUCUGCAAAAGGGUGUUUCGUAGGCACAUGUGGACCAGUUUAGCUCCUGGACUGAGCUAACACACGUUUUUGUCAUCAUGACUAUGUUGGCCUUUGGCGCUAGAGCCGUCCUCUUUAACCUGAGGUACACCAUCCAGAGAGCAGGCUGCUUCACCAGAACCAGACUCCUUCAAAGCUCCAGGACACGUUUGUAUAAAAGAGGGCAGAUUUUAACCCAGGUACCAAAGGUUACUUUGCUAUGUUUUGGAGCAGUAAGUGCUUCAUCCUCUGCUGCAAGAUGCCAAGAAGCACUUCUUCCAUCUCAAACUACAGAGAGAAAGUCUUUAGCUAGAGUCCAAGUGCACAAGAUCAUAUUUUUCCUCCGCCUCAGCCUCCGUGCAUUGGUGCUGCUCCUCAAGUUUGGACCUCUUCUUCUGCUUUCCCCUUUGGCGCUGGUGUCUGCUCGCUGGGCGUCCCACUGGCUGGAUGCUCUUCUGUGGGUGACUGAAACAUCUGGUCCCACCUUCAUCAAGCUGGGGCAGUGGGCCAGCACCAGACGGGACAUCUUCUCUCAGGAGUUUUGUGAACGCUUCUCCAGGCUCCAUGUAAAGGUGCGCCCCCACUCCUGGGCCCACACCAAGCAGUGUCUCAGGAGGGCCUUUGGGGAGGGCUGGAGGAGGGUGUUAGUGUUUGAGAGCAAAGAGCCUGUGGGUUCAGGGUGUGUGGCUCAGGUGUACAGAGGGUGGGCCAAGGCGGACAAGGUGGAGGAUCCUGCCUUCCAGUCGCUGGUGGAGCAGAUGGAGAAGGAGGACUUACUAGAAGCCUGGGAGAUCCCUGGUCUAGGGGGAGUGACAAGGGCUCUGUGGCAGCUGUGGAGUGGGGGCAAGAAGGAGGAAAGUCAUGAGGAGAGAGGUCAUCCAGUGGGGUGGCAUGAGGAGAAAGUCACAGAGAAGGAGCAUCUGAUACCUGUGGCUAUCAAGGUGGUGCACCCAGGAGUCAGGAGGCAGGUGGAAAUUGACCUCUUGCUUAUGAAAGCGGGAAGUUGGCUUCUGCACUGUCUCCCAGGACUGAAAUGGCUCAGUCUGUGUGAGAUAGUAGAUGAGUUUGAGAAGCUCAUGACCAAACAGAUUGAUCUUCGCUUUGAGGCAAAAAACAUAGAGCGUUUCCGUGAGAAUUUCCGUGAUGUGAAUUAUGUCAAAUUUCCAACUCCAUUGCGACCGUUCAUCACCAGGACCAUUUUAGUGGAAACUUUUGAAGAGAGUGAGCCCAUAUCAAACUACCUGCACUCUGAGAUCCCUCAGGAGGUGAAGCAGAGAAUUGCCAGGAUGGGAGUCGACACCAUGCUGAAAAUGGUUUUUAUUGACAACUUUGUCCACGGGGAUCUCCAUCCUGGGAACAUUCUGGUUCAGUGUUCAGGGCCUCUUCCUGGUUCCAGUCACAGUGCCAGUAUCUCAGGGGAAGCCCACGGUAAGACCACCCUCACUGACCUAUGGGACACGGUGGUGGUCAGCGUCAGGCCAGAGCCCUAUCCUCUUCAGUUGGUUCUGCUGGAUGCCGGCAUCGUUGCCCAGCUCAGUGAUCACGAUCUUGCCAAUUUUAAGGCUGUCUUUACAGCUGUGGUGCAGAGACAGGGUGAGCGAGUGGCAGAGUUGAUCCUGAAUCAUGCUCGGGCUAAUGAUUGCAAAGACGUGCCACAGUUUAAGAAGGAGAUGGCUCAACUGGUGGAUCAUGCCCUCAGCAACCCCCUUUCUCUGGGAAAGAUCCAAGUGGGUGAACUGCUCUCCAGAGUUUUUGGUCUGCUCAUCAAACACAAGGUGAAGCUGGAGAGUAACUUUGCGUCCAUCGUGUUUGCCAUCAUGGUGCUGGAGGGUCUGGGCAGGUCACUUGAUCCUAACUUGGACAUCCUGGAUUUAGCCAAACCCCUGCUGCUAAAGAACUGUGCCUCGCUGCUCUGAACUACACAGACACACAACCAGCUCAUGCACGGUGAACCACACACAGACAGACAUGCUUGACGUUACAGCUACUGUAUACAUACACAAAUCUGCCAUAUAUGUGAAUGUUAGCAACGUAAAACCUUUUCACAAUGUCGGCAAACUUAAUGUCAUAGCUGGAUCCUUAAGUUGGCUGAAGAGGCAGACAUUUGUUUACUUUAACUUAUUAGAUCAGUUACUAACAGGCUCAUCUCACUGAGUCUGUUGUAGGAUCUUGAUCAAGAGAAGUGGAAAGGGGCAUUUUGUUGUUUUCGUUUACAGAUCAGAGCUGUUUUGGCUGAAGAAGGCUGCUUUCCAGUAUUAGGGUAGUAGUUUUGAUAUUGUGGCUGCAAAAACUCAAAAUUUAGCAAGUGUCAGCACUUCAGUGAAAUGCCAUUACACUGAUAAGAAGCCACAUUCACUGGACAAGUCCAGAUGAAACUCUUGUCUCUGGAUAUGAAAAAAUAAAGCUUGAACUGUACAUAAUAAGUAGAAUUAUCUGCAAUGCAGCAAGCACAUUUUACAUGUCAAGUAUCUUGAGAUGAGAUUGCUUGCUAAUUUUAAUGGUAACUUUUUUGUAAAUGCUCCACACGUUAUCAAUGAUUAACAUUAAUUCAUUCUUUUAUUCCAGAUGAAAUAUCAGUAAUGCGCAUAUAUUGAUAGUAUCUUGUGAAUUACUUUAUACAGGUUCUGUUCAGAUGACGUAAUGCAGCAGUGAACACCUGUUGGGGGGCAAGUAGGGAUUCCUGCAUAGAGAAAUACUAUCAAAAAUGUCAUGUUUUGACCUGUUCAUUCAUGGUAAUUCCACUUUUAUCAUGAGUAGUGCUGAAAUUGAUCAUCUUUUUUCCAGUUGCAGCAGAAACAUUUCACCCACAGAAAUCAGCUGGGAGGAGCAUACAUCCUUUAUGUGAGGCACCACUUGUUAAUUGAGUACUAAUGGGCACACUGACGACAUCACAAAGCAUUUGUAGUGAUUUAAGAUCUAAAAGAGAUUACUGCCAAACCUCCAGUGGAUACUCAAAAGCAUAUUUACUUUUUAAUGACUAAAAUUGAUCUCAGGAUGUGUUUUAUCACUUAUUUUUUAUAGCAUCUUGCAUAAUGUUGUCUAAUGGACCAGAUUUGCUCUAAUGGGUGUAUCACAAUGUACUGUAUCAUCACAACUUGAACGUAAUUGAACUCACGACUGACUUGUGUCUUUUAAAUAACAUGAAUCUGAACACUUAUGAUUUUAA